Cheilinus undulatus (humphead wrasse) is the source of this 7091-nucleotide messenger RNA. RefSeq names its product unconventional myosin-XVIIIb-like. NCBI's taxonomy places the organism in Eukaryota, Metazoa, Chordata, Actinopteri, Labriformes, Labridae. The transcript has 44 exons. Gene Ontology annotation, cellular component: myosin complex. The record is from RefSeq and is a predicted model, not a curated record. Gene Ontology annotation, molecular function: cytoskeletal motor activity; ATP binding; protein binding. Bases 486 to 6875 code for a protein of 2129 amino acids.
CAAACAAACAACUUUAAAACCAGACAGUAGUAUCAUUUUAUCCGCGUUUAUUUAUUGAUCUUCACUGAUUAUUGAUUAUUUACACUGCCUGACUCCUCUCCCUCCUCUUCUUCCUGUUGCUUGGUCUUGGUCUUCUUCUCCAAACAGGGUCUUGUCUCCCGUCCUCCCCCGUCUCUCCCCCUGUAGAUAUUUAUAGAGGCUUCGUCUGUCAGCCGGCCGUGUUUCUUAUCGCCGUGUUUCUCUAUUUCUGACCCUGCUGCAGUCAGUGGGUGAGUGUCUGUGGGGGUGUUUGUGUGACGGCCGGACCCUCAGGAUUUUUAACAAUAACCGUCUGGAUCUGUAGCUGUCUCUGCAGGACUCUGCACGCACGCGCACCGCCACUCUGACAUCACAGCUGGCUGGCAUCUCCGUGACCCCAUCCACCCCCACCCCACCACCACACACACAUCCCUGAACCCCCGAACCAUCCCCCCCUCUGUGCAGCCAUGGCGCUGUCGUCACGCUUAAAGCUGUGGGAGCAGAAGAUAAAGGAGGAGAAAACGCCGGUAGCCACAGCCGUCCCUCCACCUCCUCUGUCCGCUCUGCCGGGCGGUUUCCUCAAACAGCUGGUCAGAGACUCAGAGAAGGAGACCAAACAUAAAGAACCAGAGGCCAAAGACGAGAGAGCACCAAGCAAACUAAGCGACAACCUGGUCCAACAGUUCCUCCUCCCAGACCAGACUCCUCCGAUCCUCGAGGCCGAGAUGGCCCUCCGGGCCGAGCAGCUGAUCACCAACACCAAGCCGGACAACAAGUCCACGUCUCAGAGACUCGUGGUCACACCCGAGAAGGAGCAGAGACGGGUCACGCCAGAGCCGCCAAAGAAGAUACAGUCUGACAUAAAACUGGAGAAAAUCCAGAAGAAGAAGCAGGAGGGGCGGAUAGAGGAGGUGAAGAAGGCCAAACAGGAGGAGAGGAGAGAGGAGGGGAUGGAGGAGAGGCAGGAGCCGGAGGGGAGGCAGGCAGACACGACGGUGACGGAGCAAGUCAGGAGGGAGACGAGGGACGUUUGGUAUGAAGCUGGAAAUGUGUGGUACGUCCACAAGGAUGGGUUCACUCUGGCCACCCAGUUGAAGCCAGAUGAAGGCACACCUGAACUCCCAGAAGGCCGAGUGAGAGUCCGCCUGCAGACUGAUAGAUCGCUACACGAUGUUACUGAGUAUGAGAUCGAAAAGUGUAACCCGUCAGACUUGGACCUGUGCGAGGACCUGAGCGACCUGCAGAGCGUUAACGAAUGUGGAGUCCUGCACACGCUCACCAGCCGGGCUAAAGCUAGCAUGCCGCUAACACAAGCUGGACCAAACCUGUUGAACUUCUGGCCUCCGUUACAGACGCACAGCAAGACUCCAAAGUCCCGUCGUGGAGAGUCGGUGUGGGACGCCCCCCCGGCUCUGUCGGCUCUGGUUAAACGUGUGUACGUGUCCAUGGUCGGGACCAGGAGAGACCACAGCGUGUGCGCAGUGGGACGCAGCGGGACGGGGAAGACGACGGCGUGUCAGGCCUUCACGCUCAAUCUGCUGAAACAGGCGGGAACGACUGGGGAGAAGAUCAGCGCUGAGCGCGUGCAGGCCAUGUUCACCAUCCUCCGCUCUUUUGGCUGCGUGAGCUCGCAGCACAGCGACGCCUCCUCUCGCUUUGCCAUGGUCUUCUCUCUGGACUUUAACCACGCAGGACAGGCGGCAGCCGGACACCUACAGACGAUGAUGUUGGAUAAAUGGAAGGUGUGUCAGAAAACUCCAGGAGAGAGUAACUUCCUGGUCUUCUCUCAGAUGCUGGCAGGACUCAGCACAGAGAUGAGGACAGAGCUGCAGCUGCAUCAGCUCCCUGAGUCCAACUCUUUUGGCAUCGUUCAUCCAACCAAGGUUGAGGAGAAGCAGCGAGCGUCUGUGGCCUUCACCAAGCUGCUGACUGCCAUGGAAACGCUGGGCUUCUCGUCUGGCGAGCAGAAGGCGAUCUGGCAUGUUCUGGCUGGUAUUUACCAUCUGGGAGCAGCUGGGGCCUGCAAAGUGGGCAGGAGACAGUUUGUGAGCUUCGACAGCGCUCAGGUGGCGAGCGGCGUGCUGGGCUGCGAGGGAGAGGACCUGCACACCGCUGUCUUCAAACAUCACCUCCGACAGCUGCUGCAGAGAGCCACCGGGGGCAGCAGAGAGAGGAACAAUGCUGCUGAGGCAGAGGAGGGUCCGAGGCUGACGGCCGCUCAGUGUGUAGAAGGGAUGGCUGCAGGACUUUAUGAAGAACUCUUCACCACCAUUGUCUCACUUAUAAACAGAGCUCUGAGCAGUCAGCAGCUGACGCUGGCAUCCGUCAUGGUCGUGGACACUCCCGGUCUGAGGAACCCGAGACACGCUGCAGAGGAGCGAGCGGCCGGCUGGUCUGAGCUCUGUCAUAACUACCUUCAGGAGAGGCUGCUGGAGCAUUACCACUCACACACCUUCACUCACACGCUGGACAGAUACGCACAGGAGAAGAUUCCAGUCCAGUUUGAGUGUCCAGAGAACAGCCCGACUGAGGUGGUGUCCGCCAUCGACCAGCCACCUCCACAGGUCCGGGCAGCAGAUGGAGACCCCAGAGGUCUGUUAUGGGUUCUGGAUGAGGAGAUGGUGACACCAGCCUCCAGUGAGAACGGCGCCCUGGAGAGAGUCUGCCAGUAUUACAGCAACACUGUGCGUCAGUGCGAGCAGCCGCUGCAGUGCGAGCUGAACCACCUCAUGGGCUGCGACCCCAUCCGUUACGACCUGACGGGAUGGUUUGGUCUGAUCCAGAACAACCCGUCUGCUCUGAACGCCAUCUGUGUGCUGCAGAACUCCAGCAUAGUGGAGGUGAAGGCCAUGUUCACCCCCAGGAUCUCUCUGCCCCCUCUCUGUCGAGGUCUGGGAGGUCUGGAGGGGAGCAGCCAGCGCUCCCUGCAGAGAAACGGCACCAUCAGGAAAACCUUCAGUGGCGGGAUGGCGGCCAUACGCAGACACUCUCAGUGCAUCGCCGUCAAGCUACAGGCAGAUGCUCUGGUGAACCUGAUUCGUCGAGCCCGGCCCGUGUUCCUGCAGUGUGUGAGCGCAAAGACAGACGGUGGGAGUUUUGAUGUCCCGGCGCUUCGAGUGCAGCUUCACUCCACUCAGAUUCUAUCGGCUCUGCAGCUGCACCGCACAGGUUAUCCGGAGCACAUGACUCUGAGUGACUUCAGGUGUCAUUUCCAGGCUCUGUCUCCUCCAAUCAUGAAACGUUACGCCUCCAUGUUUGUCAGCCACGAUGAGAGAAAGGCGGUGGAGGAGCUCCUGGUGGAGUUGGACCUUGAUAAGAAGAGCGUCGUGGUCGGUGCCAGCAGGGUGUUCAUGAAGCGAGGCGUGCUGCGGUACCUGGAGCAGCAGAGAGAUCAGCAGGUCACCGGCUGGUUGGUCCACCUUCAGGCCUCCUGUCUGGGACAUCUGGCCCGGCAGAAGUACAGAAAACUCAAGGUGCAGCAGAUGGCGGUCAGGUGUCUGCAGAGGAACCUUCGGGCUCUGAGGGUUGCUGCAAAGUGGAGCUGGUGGAAACUUUUCUGCAAAAUUCGUCCUCAGCUCGACGUCAACUUAGACAACGAGAGGCUGCGGGCUAAAGAGGAUGAGAUAUCGGCUCUGAGACGACGCCUGGAGAAAUCAGAGAAGGAGAGGAACGAGCUGAGGCAGACGGCAGACAGCUUGGAGACCAAGAUUACAGCCGUGACUUCAGAGCUGAGUGAUGAGCGUUUCCGUGGCGACGCUGUGGGUCAGGCUCUGGAUGUGGAGAGGGCCGAGAGACUCCGACUCAGCAGGGAGAACAAAGACCUGCAGGCUCGUCUAGACCAGUGCAAAGUCAGCAUGGAAACCGUGGAGAAGCAGCUGGAGGAGGAGAAGCAGAAAGUCCAGAUGGCUGAAAGUCAGAGAGGAGCGUGGACAGACAGCGAGCUGGCCAUGCAGCUGGAGUGCUGCCAGACGGAGGUGGAAUUUGUCCGCAGACGACUCAAGCAGACGGAGGAAAAACUGGAGACGGAGAGACAGACGCGACAACAGCUCGAUACCAAGGUGGCGUCUCUGCAGGCCCAGCUGGAGCAGUCCCGGCGGAGCGCCACAGAGCUGAAACGUCACUGUCGCCGCGUGACUUCUGACCUCCAGGACGCCCGAGUGCUCACUGAUAGUCUGCAGAGUCGCAUGCAUGAGCUGGACCGCAAGCAGAGACGGUUUGACAGCGAGUUGACUCAGGCUCUGGAGGAAGCUGACAAUGAGAGGGAGCAGAAGGACAAAGCCUGUCAGGAAAACACCGCUCUGGGUACCGAGAUAUACACGCUGCGCCGCAACCUGCAGGAGAGCCAGGCGGAGGUGAGCCGUCUGCAGAAGCAGAAGGAGGAGUUGUGCGCUCAGAUCCGUGACCUCAGCCUGCCCGUCGAUCUCGCCUCCGAGUCGCUGCCCGACCUCAAGAAACAGCUCCGUCUCCUGGAGAGCCAGGCCGGAGAGAGAGCGACGGAAAUCAGCACGCUCACCGCCAAAAUACAGCAGCAGGAACAGGUCCACAUGCGCUUUGAGAUCGAGAUGGAGCGGAUGAAGCAGAUCCAUCAGAAGGAGUUGGAGGAUAAAGAGGAGGAGUUAGAGGAUGUCCACAAGUCCUCUCAGAGACGGCUGAGGCAGUUGGAGAUGCAGCUGGAGCAGGAGUACGAGGAGAAACAGAUGGUGAUUCACGAGAAGCACGACUUGGAAGGACUCAUAGCCACUCUGUGUGACCAGGUUGGUCACAGAGACUUCGAUGUGGAGAAGAAGCUGAGGAGAGACCUGAAGAGGACUCACGCCCUGCUGGCCGACGCCCAGCUGCUCCUCUCCACCGUCGACAGCCCGGGACAGAACGCCCCCAACGGCAGCAGGGAGCAGAUCGAGCGUCUGCACUGCCAGCUCGAGGAGAGCCAAAUGAGGUGUGUGGAGGCGGAGAGAGUUCAGACGACGCUCUCUCAGGAGCUGGAGAACACUCAGAUCGAACUGGAGAAUAUCUGCAAACAGAAGAGUGUGGUGGACGAGCAGUUAGCGAUGCUGCAGCACGAGAAGGUCGACCUUCUGAAGAGACUGGAGGAAGACCAGGAAGACCUCAAUGAACUGAUGAAGAAGCACAAAGCACUCAUCGCUCAGUCGUCGAGUGAUAUCACUCAGAUCAGAGAGCUUCAAGCUGAACUGGAGGAGAUGAAGAAACAGAGACACUCUCUGCAGGAGGAGCUCCAGCAGAGCGUGUCCAGGCUGCAGUUCCUGGAGUCGUCCACUGUGGGGCGCAGCAUCGUCAGUAAACAGGAGGCACGUGUGUGUGACCUGGAGAACAAACUGGAGUUUCAGAGAGGCCAAGUCAAGAGGUUUGAGGUGCUGGUGCUGCGUUUAAGGGACAGCGUGGUGCGUCUGGGGGAGGAGCUGGAACAGAGCGCCCAGGCUGAAGCUCGGGAGAGAGAGAACGCUCGUUACUAUCAGCAGCGAGUGCAGGACAUGAGGAUGGAGAUGGAGGAUCUGAUCCAGAGGGAGCAGGACAGCGGCCGCAGACGCAUGGAGCUGGAGAUGCAAGUGGAGGAGCUAAGCGCCGUCAGACAGGCGCUGCAGGCCGACCUGGAGACGUCCAUCCGCCGCAUCGUGGACCUGCAGGCCGCGCUGGAGGAGGUGGAGUCGAGCGACGAGAGCGACACAGAAAGCGUUCAAACUGCUGUGGAGUCCUUGACUCGAAAGAAAGACCUUGACUCCGUGUCCAGCGUCGGCUCUAUUGGGACGGAGGAUGUCGGGGAGGGGAUCCGUCAUUGGUUGGGAGUUCCCAGAGGAGGGUCCAGAGGUGGAGGCUCUCCUUAUGGCAGCAGUACCAUCAGCAGCCAAGGGGGGCGCCAGUCUGUCACCGACACCAUGAGCAAUUACAGCUUCCGUUCCUGUGUAGACCCCGAUGAUGAGGGCUCUGAGGUCGGAGGGUCCAGGAGUCUCAGUCGGGCCCCAUCUUCGUCCGCUCUGUCCGAGCUGCUGGAAGGCCUCCGUAAACGCAGAGCAGGUGGAGACGCAGGUGAUGGAGCUGGAAGCGCCGUCUCCUUACCCAUUUAUCAAACAACCGCAGCCUCCAGCCUCAGACGGAGAGCAUCCACCCUCUCUCUGGGACAUGAGGACCUCCAGGAACCCAAACCUGGCCCCAGCAUCCUCAAACCAUCGUCCCCGCUCCUCCCCCGCGCCAACAGCGCUCGCUCCAUCAGUGACACUCCACCAUCGGUGUCCACGUCCACAUCUGGAGCCAAACUGACUCGCUUCAGCUCCAGUGACUCUGUGUCCUCGCUCCCCUCGCUGCCUCGCCUCUCCUCUUUGGCGUCCUCUCUCGCCUCCCGCCAUCACCCGCCCUCGCUCUCCAUCCCAGAGGAAGAAUCAGAGGAAACCCAUCGCUCCAUCAUGUCUCCUCUCCAGCGCUCGCCUCAGCCUUUGAGGCGGUGCAUGCUGGGAAAUCUCAUCACAGAGGACGGAGGUGAAGCGCCUCUGGGAUCAGAACCUCUAGUCUUCCAGAACCGCCGCCUAGCUGAGGACAACGACGCCGCCUCUGACAUCCUGCCCGCCAUCCGGAGAGCUCAGUCCGCCAGCAGCCUGGCCAGCUCAGUCAGAGGAGGCAGGAGGGCGCUGAGCGUCCACUUCGGAGACCUGCCUCCAUCGACCCGUGGCAGGAAGAGCUCUGAGACCGAGUCGUCCAGCUCAGGAGGGUCAGGAGGAAGCUCUCAGGGCGGCGGGGUGAGACGAAGAUACGAAAGGCCGCAGGGAGAGAGACUGGAGGCGGAGGGGAGCGAGGGAGGAGACGUGGCUUCUGUUAUGAAGAGAUACUUGAAAAAGGAAGUGGACUGAAGCAGCUGAGGAGACGAGCUUCUCUGAGCAUCCACGCCCAGCAGUGAGCUUCACACACACGCUGAGGAGAGCCGGAGCUGCAGUCAAGGCUGCACCAAACACUUCAGAGUCAAUAAAGAUGUUUCUUUAUUAAAGGCUACUGAAAAUACAAAGGUUCACAACACAGGCACUCUGCUGUAUUUUCAGAUCUACACUGUUUGUAUAUGAAUAAAAAUG